UGUGGGGCGACUGCACGGAGUCGUCUCCGGUGGCAGCAAACGCUACUCCAGUGUUUACGUUGCUCACGGAGGCGAUUUAAGCCAUAAAGGAGUUCCCCUGUAAGAGUCUGAUGGAGCGCUACGAGUCUCUGGGUUUGGUCGGGGAGGGCAGUUAUGGCACCGUGCUGAAGUGCCGUCACCGAGACUCCGGCCGCCUUGUUGCCAUCAAGAAGUUCAUGGACUCGGACAAUGACAAGACGGUGAAGAAGAUCGCCCUGAGGGAGAUCAAGCUGCUGAGGCAACUGCGUCAUGACAACCUGGUGAACCUUCUUGAAGUGUGGAAGCGCCGCCGCCGCUGGCAUCUGGUGUUUGAGUUUGUUGAGCGAACGCUUCUGGACGAUUUGGAGCAAAACCCGAACGGAUUGGACCUGAAUACCAGCCGGCAGUAUCUGUACCAGAUCCUGAGGGCUGCUGCCUUCUGCCACCAGCAAAAUAUCAUCCACCGUGACAUCAAACCGGAGAACAUACUUAUUUCUCAGGGGGGCGUGGUUAAGCUGUGUGACUUUGGCUUUGCCCGGACCAUGACAUCGCCCGCUGAGGGGGGGGUCUACACUGACUAUGUGGCCACUCGCUGGUACAGAGCCCCUGAACUGCUGGUGGGAGACACCAAGUAUAGCAAACCAGUAGAUGUGUGGGCUGUUGGUUGUCUGUUAAUAGAGAUGUUAACAGGUCAGCCUCUGUUUCCCGGAGACUCCGACCUUGACCAGAUAUACCACAUCGUCAGGUGCUUCGGCAACCUAACAGCUCAUCACCAGGAGUUGUUCUACAGGAAUCCCGUCUUUUCUGGAGUCAGACUGCCAGAAUAUUUUGGCAGAGUCCGACUGGAGCAGCGCUUCCCUACAAUCACACCCACAGCACUGGACCUGGCACAGAGCUGUCUCCAGAUGGAUCCAGAAAGACGAGCUCAGUGUUCAGAACUGCUAGAACAUCCUCUGUUCACGCAAGACUCUUUCCACAUUAGGGUUUUGGACGAGCUGAAUGCCAAAAUCCAAAAGGACCACAGAGAAAACUCUACCCUUCCUAAAAUAGCAAAAAACCCAAGACGAGAAAAGGAUGAAGGGGAUGAGAAGAACUGGAGAGGCAAAUACAAGAAACAAUCUGAAGACAUAGAUGUGAAAGUCAGCAAAGAAAAGGUGCGGAAGGGAGAAGAGAAGGUGGAGAAAACAAAAGGAAAGCAAUCUUCAAAGCCAUCUAAAACCAUUAGAAAUACCUCAGAACCUUUCAUGUCCACCAAACAAUCCAAAACAUUAGGCGUGAAGAUCAUCGAAAAUGCAGCAAAAACGACUGUGGCCAUGAAAAGUAAACUGGGGAAACCCACUGGUGCAGAGCUGAGAAAGGAAGCUGAUAUUUCGAGACCAACUAAGAUUGUAGCUUCUGAUUCAUCAGAAGGAGCAGAUCAGAAGGAAAAUUACACAGUGGUAGCAAAACCUAAACAUGAGAAAGCUGCUUCUCCAGAGCCAAGGCAAGACAAUUUGAAAGCUACAAAGAAUACAACCACGGACACAGUGCAAAGAGGGACCUCUGAAAGUUCAAAAGUCUUACCCUCAGAUCCCAGUCCAUCUAAGACUACCUCAAACUGUGGCUCAAAAAUGACCACAAGCAACACAUCUUUGUCCACCAGCCCUUCAAAGACUCUUAUUUCGGAGUUUUUAACGCGGUCCUCCACAGUUUUUAUUGAAGCCAGUCCUGACCACAGCCCUACAACGCUACCUAAAGGAACAUUAAAUUCAAAGUUAUCCAAAACUGACUCAUCUUCAGAUACUACUACUACCACAAAUCACCCCACAUUUGUACCCAACAAAGCUUUGAAGGUCCUUUCAACAGACAGGGAACUUAAAGAAUUAUUGAUUGCAACCAAAAAUCAGCAGGAUAGUUGCAGUAAUACUUCAAACAAGGACAUCAGUGAUGAUUAUGAGUCCAUGAAGAUGAGCCAAGCAACCAAAACAGCUGAAAACCACAUUGAGAUAUCUAAUGGUUCAAGUCGAUAUUACAAGGGGGAUCCUGACUCUUCCGAGCCGUCCAGAGUCCAUCAGCAGAGCACUUCCAAAUCCAAGAUCACAACUGAAUCCAGAACAUCUUUAACCUCCAUACCAAAUGAAAUCCCUAUUACCAACACGUCACUAUGGACCACUAUACCCAAAACACUGAACGUCUCAGACAAAGAGAACAGAGAGGAUUUAGCAUUUUCUGUGUCCAUCAGUGCAACAACCAAGUCUUUUGUAAAUCAAAUCUCCAAGGUUUCUAGAAACUCAACUACUGAGCAGAAGAACGACAGCAGUGAAGGUGAACCAAACACAACAUCCUUAAAACUCCUUCGCUCCAAAUCUUUCAUCGGAGAACCUAACACAAAGCUUGGUUCGUUAAACAACCACACAAAGUCCACCGCAACAAUGGCCCUGAAGAGUACAGAAGCAGGGAAGAAAAGAGACGAUUCAGUAAGGAAUGACACAACAAAUAUAAACACAAUCUCAGAUUCUACUUCCUUUACCUCUACAGUGACUACGGACCAAAGAGCUUUGACAAGAAGCUCCGUCUUUCACAACGUGGACAGCGCAGAUGUUGAUACAUUUGAUUUCAGUGUAUCCCAUUCCUCUCCAGUACCUCCUGCUCCUCUUCCUCCAUCCUCCACACCCCUCAUCCCCUCCUUUUCUUUCAUCAGUACCAACAGCCCAGUCUCCAGUGAUCGCCUUACCCUGGGGGCGGGUUUCCAUCCUGGGACCAACAGCUUUAGGUGUGUAGAGAAGCCAAGGCAUCAUGGUGGCAUUUAUAGUCGAAUGACCCAGAAAUCUCUGUCCAGUCACAUCACAGGAUCACUCACUGCACAGGUGCCUGAGAAAAGUCUGAUUUGCGAGCGCUCCUUCCUGUCUGACCGCUUUGGUAACAACAUUACAGCGACAAGGAAGAAGUCAGACAUCCAUUUCCCAGAUUUAAGAAGCUCGACGCUGCCAGAGCUCAGAGGAAGAGAAAGCAAACACAACAAAGGUGCUUCGAAGGAUCAGAGGAAAGACAAACACCCAGAUUUCUCCAAUCCAACGUCAGAAUCAGCCGAGUAGGACAGUGCUGAUGCAUAAACACUGUAGGAAAAAAUUAUUCCCCUUUUCUUUAAUAUUAUGGAAUUUUAACAUGUUGAUCUCAUUUCUACUUUCAACAUGAGACAAGUCUGACUUGAAUGCUGUCAGAUUUAACGUAAAGCCUUCAGCAGUCAGUGUCAUCUCUGUAUUUUCAAUGUUCACUCAUGCCAACUGUUGAAUAAAGUUAUUUCCUGUAGUAGAA
Molecule: messenger RNA, 3312 nt
Organism: Micropterus salmoides (largemouth bass)
Lineage: Eukaryota; Metazoa; Chordata; Actinopteri; Centrarchiformes; Centrarchidae
Product: cyclin-dependent kinase-like 3
Exons: 11
Coding region: 111-3092 (993 amino acids)
Biological process (GO): intracellular signal transduction; protein phosphorylation
Cellular component (GO): nucleus; cytoplasm
Molecular function (GO): ATP binding; MAP kinase activity
Source: RefSeq, a predicted model, not a curated record